Anthostomella pinea is the source of this 630-nucleotide messenger RNA. Lineage: Eukaryota; Fungi; Ascomycota; Sordariomycetes; Xylariales; Xylariaceae. The record is from the annotation of a GenBank genome assembly.
AUGGAGAGGCAGCUUUGGCAAAGAGCUCUCAGAGCGCCACCCACUACUCGAUUGGCUGCCACCCAGCGACCUAUUCCAAUCCUCCAUCCCCAGUUCAUACGACAAGCAAGCUCGGUCCCAACAGUCGCCCAGCCCGCGUUCUGGAAGUCCUUAAUACCGAAGCCCUGGCGCCCACGCGAGAAGUCGACAAUCGACUGGGGCACGCCCCCUACGAAGCUCAAGAAGCCGCCCAAGUCGAAGGAGUGGAAUCCGGCUACAUACUUCAUCGUCAUAUUCCUCUUCAUUGGAUCCAUGUCUAUCCAGAUGAUUGCGCUGAGACGAGACUUCGCUACGUUCACGAGAAGAGCCGAGGUCCGCAUCGGGCUGCUGCGUGAGGUGGUGGAGAAGCUGCAAAAAGGUGAAGCGGUGGAUGUUGAGAAGACGUUGGGCACAGGCGAUGCCGAGCAGGAGCAGGCAUGGGACGAGAUACUGAAGGCCAUUGAACGGGACGACAAGAACGCCAGAAAGGCCGAAAGGACGAAACAGUCACCAUCCACGUCAGAGAGAAUAGAACCAGAAGCCGACUCGACACCAGCGCAGGGGACGGAUCAAGCCAAAGCCAAAGCUGCAAGCUAUUCGAGUUUCUUCUAG